Theobroma cacao (cacao) is the source of this 5461-nucleotide messenger RNA. RefSeq names its product RPAP1-like, carboxy-terminal protein (gene IYO). The record is from RefSeq and is a predicted model, not a curated record. NCBI's taxonomy places the organism in Eukaryota, Viridiplantae, Streptophyta, Magnoliopsida, Malvales, Malvaceae.
CUUAAAGCGACUGUUUUUCAUUUUCUAGCUCAGCGUCAACAUCGAAGAACCUCUCUAGUACCCAGGAACAUAUGGAGCAGAAGCAGGAGCAACAAAACGGCAACAACAGCAAAAGGAAUGAAAGAAAAGGUGGUUCUUUGAAGAUGUUUGGGGGUACUUCGAUCAAUGGAGACGAUGCUUCAAGCUUAGUUGGGAGCAUAAUCGAAAAGGGAAUUGUUUCAUCAAACAAUGAUAUUAGUAAACCCAUUAAACCGCCUCAGCCAUCAGUUCUUCCCUUUCCUGUUGCACGCCACCGCUCCUAUGGCCCUCAUUGGACUCCAAGAAGCAAUAGAAAUAUCGAUGAAGAAGAUGAAGUGGAUGAUAAAGAUGAAAGUGGAUUUGCUAGCUUCGAUCCCAGAUCAAUUUUUGCUGAACCAGUGCAGAGGAAAGAGAAAAAAGGUUUGGAUCUUAACCUUUGGAAAGAGCUAAUGCAGAGUGAUGAUUCUUCCAAGAGUAAGGGAAGGGAAACAAACAAGUCACGCUUAGGGAAAACUGAAAGUCAAAGGAUGGAUGGAGGAGCAAUGAAAACUGUAGGCAAGAAAAGCACAUUGAGUGAUUCCUUGGGUGCACAUGCAGAUGUGGUAGUUUCCAUGCAGGUAGAUGCAGAAUCACAUUUAAAUGGCCAUAGGCCUUUGACUAAAACUGAAGAAGCCAUGAGGAGUGAAUCGAGUGUUAGUUCAGUCAGUGAAAUGGACUUAGAUGACUCGCUUCAAUUAUACCUGCAAGAGAAUGUUAAAGAUGCUAACUCAGAUAACUUUAGUAGAGAAUCAAGAUUGAUGGCCAUUGAUGGCCAGGUCGGUGCAAAAAGAAUGUUCCAUAAUGAUAGUACCAAUGUGCAGUUUGGGAGAACGGAGAAGAUAGAUCAUGCACAAACCAUGGUGCCAAAACAAUUCCACAACUUUGGAAAUGAACAAGGGUCCAUGUCUCUUGAGAGUGAAAUUGAUGCUGAGAAUCGUACCCGAUUAGAGAACAUGUCAUCUGAAGAAAUUGCACAAGCACAGGCUGAGAUAAUGGAGAAGAUGGAUCCUGCUUUACUAAACUUACUUAAAAAGCGAGGCCAGGAGAAAUUAAAGAAACAAAAAGGCGCAAGUUCAAGUCUGGUUGCCAAUAUUGAACGGGAUAUUACCAGUGAAAAUCAGUCAAGCAAUGCUAUAAAAUCUCCAAAUACAGAGAGCAGUAAUUCCCAGAUGGUGACAACUAGCUCAAAUAUUACGAAGAGUGGCCUUGAUAAUGGCUUGGGGCAGAAUUUAGGCCCUAUGAAUGGCAGCUUGUGGAAUGCUUGGCGCCAAAGAGUUGAGGCUGUUAGGAACUUAAGAUUUUCCUUGGAUGGGACUGUUGUUGAAAAUGAUUUUUUCCAGAUACCAGAGACAAGUGGUGAUAAUGUUGCUGAACGUGACAUCUUACGGACUGAGGGAGACCCAGGUGCAGCAGGUUACACAAUUAAAGAAGCAGUUGCACUCUCAAGAAGCACUAUUCCAGGACAACGGGCCCUUGCACUGCAUCUCCUUGCAUCUGUGCUUUAUAAGGCAUUACAUAACAUUUAUCUCAAUCCAGUUGGCUCUACUCUGGCCAAUAAUAACAAAGUUGACAAUGCUGUUGACUGGGAAGCUGUUUGGGCUUUUGCACUUGGCCCAGAACCUGAGCUAAUCUUAUCAUUAAGGAUGUCUCUUGAUGAUAACCACAAUUCUGUUGUUUUAGCAAGUGCCAAAGUUAUUCAAUGCAUAUUGAGCUGUGAUUUAAAUGAGAACUUCUUUGAUUUCUUGGAGAAAACAUCAAUUGAUGCAAAGGAUACUUAUACUGCUCCUAUAUUUCGAAGUAAACCAGAGAUUGAUGUUGGUUUCCUUCAUGGUGGCUAUUGGAAAUAUAGUGCUAAACCUUCAAAUAUUCUUCUUUAUGGUGAUGAUAUUGUGGAAGAUGAGACUCAAGGGAAGCAAACAAUUCAGGAUGAUAUUGUUGUUGCUGGCCAAGAUUUUACUGCAGGUUUGGUUAGGAUGGGUGUCCUUCCAAGGAUUCGAUAUCUUUUGGAGAUAGAACCAGCAGCACCUCUGGAAGAAUGCAUGAUUUCAAUACUUAUUGCAAUAGCAAGACAUUCCCCAAUGUGUGCAAAUGCAAUAAUGAAAUGCCAAAGACUAGUUCAAACUGUUGUCCACCGAUUUGCAGCAAAUAACAAUGUGGAGGUUUAUCCCUCUAAGAUCAAAUCUGUUUGCCUUUUGAAGGUGCUGGCACAAUCUGACCGGAAGAACUGUGCGCAGUUCAUAGAGAAUGGGAUUUUCCAGGCUAUGACAUGGCAUUUGUAUCAAAAUGCGUACUCUCUUGAACAAUGGUUGAAGUUGGGGAGAGAAAACUGUAAACUUUCAUCUGCUUUAAUGGUUGAACAGCUACGUUUUUGGAAGGUCUGCAUUCAGAAUGGGUACUGUGUCUCAUACUUCUCCAAUAUUUUUCCUGCUUUGUGCUUGUGGUUGAAUCCCCCUACUAUUGAAAAACUGGUAGAGAACAAUGUUUUAAGUGAAUAUGCUUCCGUCUCUGAGGAGGCAUACCUUGUUCUAGAAUCUUUGGCCAGAACACUUCCAAAUUUUUAUUCACAGAAGUGUCUAAGUGAUAGAAUACCUAAAGGAGCUGAUGAUGAUGUGGAGACCUGGUCUUGGAGCCAUGUUGGUCCUAUGGUUGAUUUAGCCAUGAAGUGGAUAUCAUUUAAGUCUAGCUUGAUUGAUUCUCAGAAUGGAAUGAAGGGAAACUCUCUUUUCUGUGAUAAAUCUUUCUCUCCUUUAUUGUGGGUGUACUCAGCUGUUAUGCACAUGCUUUCCAGAGUGCUUGGAAGAGUGAUCCCUGAGGACACCAUCAGCCUGCAAGAAGACGGUGGUCAUAUGCCAUGGUUGCCAGAUUUUGUUCCUAAGGUUGGACUUGAAAUUAUUAGAAAUGGGUUUUUGAGCUUUAAAUGUGUGAACAGUGCAGAAUAUGGAACUAACUGGGCUGGAUGUAGUUCUUUUAUUGAGCAACUCUGUUCUUCAAGGCAGCAAAGUGAAUUUGAAACAUCAUUAGCUUCUGUAUGCUGCCUUCAUGGCUUCUUCCAGGUUUUUAUUUUCAUUAACAAUUUGAUCCAGUUAGCUAAGGCUGGGAUCUGUAAUCCUUCUCAAGUACGCCGUUUCUCACAAGAAGAGAACAUACUCGCUAGAGGGAUACUGAUGGAAUCUUUGUUUGAACUGAGAUGUGUAUUUAGUAUUUUCUCAAAGUGUGUUGCAUCAGAGUGGUACUUUAUGCAGUCAGUUGAGAUCUUUGGUAGAGGAGGCCCUGCUCCUGGGGUGGGACUUGGAUGGGGUUCCUCUGGUGGAGGAUUUUGGUCAAAAACUAAUUUAUUGGCACAAACAGAUGCACGGUUGCUGAGUCAGUUGCUUGAGAUCUUCCAGAUUGUGUCUAUAGAAGUGUUACCCCUAACUGAAGAGAGGACCUUCACCAUGCAAAUGAUCCAUUCUGCUUUAGAAUUAUGCUUAAUUGCUGGGCCAAGAGACAAGGUUAUUGUGGAGAAAGCAUUGGAUGUUAUGCUUCAAGUACCUAUGUUUAAGUUCCUGGAUCUCUGUAUUCAGCGUUUUAUCCAGGGUAAUGGGAGGAUGAAAUUAUAUGGGUGGGAAUAUAAGGAAGAUGACUACAUGCUCCUCGGUAAGGCAUUAGCUUCUCACUUCAGAAAUAGAUGGUUGUCUAAUAAGAAAAAAUUGAAAGCCCUGAGUGGUGAUAGAACAUCAAAAGGUCGUGUUUCUUUGGAAACCAUACCAGAGGACACGGACACAUCAAAUAUGAUGUGUCAAGAUCAUAGCUCCACUUUGUUGGUAACGGAAUGGGCUCACCAGAGACUGCCGCUUCCCAUGCACUGGUUUCUCAGUCCAAUAUCAACCCUUUGUGAUAGCAAACAUGCUGGUCUUGGAAGAGUCUCUGAUAUACAAAAUUUUAUGCAGGACCCCAGUGAUACACUUGAAGUUGUGAAAGCUGGAAUGUUUUUCCUUUUAGGUUUGGAAGCCAUGUCCACUUUCAUUUCUAAAGAUGUUGCCUCACCUGUUCAGAGUGUUCCAUUAAUCUGGAAACUGCAUUCUUUAUCCAUAAUAUUACUCAUUGGAAUGGCAGUGCUUGAAGAGGAGAAGAGUAGGGAUGUUUAUGAGUCUUUGCAAGAGAUUUUUGGACAGCUUCUUGAUAAGACAAGGUCUAAGAGAAGGCCUGAAACCAUCUUGAAUAUGUCUAUUAAUUUACUACCUGAAACUGGAAAGAAAUAUGAUGGGGAAUUUCUAAGGUUUCAAACAGAGAUUCAUGAAAGUUACUCAACAUUUAUUGAUACUCUUGUCGAGCAGUAUGCUGCUGUAUCAUUUGGUGAUUUGAUCUAUGGUCGGCAAGUUGCGGUAUAUUUACACCGUUGUGUUGAAGCUCCUGUGCGACUUGCUGCCUGGAAUGCAUUAUCUAAUUCUCGUGUUCUUGAACUCCUGCCACCAUUGCAGAAAUGCCUGGGAGAGGCUGAAGGAUACCUUGAACCUGUUGAGGAGAAUGAAGGAAUUUUGGAGGCUUAUGCGAAGUCGUGGGUUUCUUGUGCCCUUGACAGAGCUGCAACUCGAGGAUCAAUUGCAUUCACAUUAGUUCUGCAUCACCUUUCAUCUUUUGUUUUUAACUCUCAUAAAAGCGAGAAGUUAUUGCUACGGAAUAAGCUUGUGAAGUCUCUACUGCGAGACUACUCCAGGAAGAAGCAGCAUGAGGGAAUGAUGCUGGAGUUUAUUCAAAAUACUAAGCCAUCUGCAAUUCUACUGGCUGAGAAGAGGGAAGGUUUGUCACUGCAGAGGAGCAAUGUAGAGGAGAGGUUGGAAAUACUCAAGGAAGCCUGUGAAGGAAAUCCUUCUCUUUUGAAAGAAGUUGAGAAACUGAAAGUCCUCUUGUAACAAAGGACAGUUGUGAACUAAGACAUUCUGUGUAUAGGAACAAAACGCAGUCAAGAAUCCCAAGUAAGGAUUAAUUUGGUCAUUUUAAGGGGUGAGAAAUUCUAUAACGAGCAUGUGCAAGAACGCACGGUAGCAGCAAGAAGGGAAGUUAAGGUUUGAGUGAAUACUCGGCCUACUCAUUGCCCAUAUAACAGCAAAUGACACAAAGCCCAAAUAUAGCAAGAAAAUGUUGAUGUGAAAAGACCACACUGUAAGCAAGCAUGUUGAUCGGUGCAUGAACCCAAUGCUAAGAGACCCACACUGCGCAGCUAAUUCGUCUGUACUUCUUCCAAAUUUUUUAUUGCCGCAUGCCAUUGAUCAUUGCCUUGUGUCACGAUCCUGAUUGAUGAAAUUAGCUGCUUUAGGAAUGCUUUAGGAAAAAGAUUUUGAUCUUUAUAUCCUCUCGACAGUGUAUAUCGAUAAGGCACCUGCUUUGGGAACGGUUACUGCACUUUUUCUUCUUUUUUGUUCCA